GGAGUUGGGGGUUUAGCGCCAAGUUAAAGCUACUCCUCCCUGACGUUGAUGCUUUAAGUCAUCUGUUCUCUGCAAGGCGCCUGCUCAGAGGACAAGCAGCUCCUGGCCUGGACACACACACACUCUCUCACAGCACCUCCGAGUCGGAAAAACAGGCGGUUAACUUACACAAUACUCAUUUCUUUUUAAAAAAGUGGAUAAAGAGUGAACUUCAAGGGCAGAAUCUUGAGGUUUACUCCGAAACGGACACACAUCCCUCUGAGUAUAAUGCGGGGAGAACGGGAAGACACAGAACCGAAGUCUGUUGCUCCCGAGGCGCCCAAGGAAAGUACAGUACGACCGAGAAAGAGGAAGGCAGAUGUUGCCAUUUGUUUAAAAGAUCUGGAUGAUGACGUAGCAGAGAUGACAAAGAAGAAGCAGCGUGAGUGUGAGCUGGGCUGGAGUCCUGAUCCUGGUUACACAAGUCCACACAGGUGGAUCCCCACACCUGAUCAGGAAGAGGACCAGCCAGUCCUGAUAAAUGCAUGCAUUCCCAACUACAACGUAAACAACAUAUAUUCAACCCCUGUGCAUUGUGCCCCGCUGCCUGCGCUGUGCUGGGCCAGUAAGGAUGUGGUGUGGAACAACAUGCUGGAGAAGGAUAAGACCUAUACCAGGGACGUUCACAUGAUGGAGAAGCAUCCUCAUCUGCAGCCCAAGAUGAGGGCAAUUCUCCUGGACUGGCUCAUGGAGGUGAGUGAGGUGUACAAACUGCACAGGGAGACAUACCACCUCGCUCAGGACUACUUUGAUCGCUUCAUGGCCACGCAGAGAAAUGUCUUCAAAUCAACUCUGCAGCUCAUAGGCAUCACCUGUCUCUUCAUCGCUGCCAAAGUAGAGGAGAUGUAUCCUCCCAAGGUCCACCAGUUUGCCUACGUUACAGACGAAGCCUGCACCGAAGAUGAGAUUCUCAGUAUGGAAAUCAUUAUUAUGAAGGAGCUGAAGUGGAGUCUCAGUCCACAGACUCCCAUCUCCUGGCUUAAUGUUUACAUGCAGGUGGCCUACCUGAAAGAGACAGAUGAGCUGCUCCUGCCCAAAUACCCCCAGGAUACCUUCACACAGAUUGCAGAGUUGUUGGAUCUGUGCAUGCUAGAUGUGCGUUGCCUCGAGUUCUCCAAUGGCAUCCUCGCUGCUUCAGCUCUGUUUCACUUCUCCUCUCUACAAGUGGUGGAAAAAGUGUCAGCUCUGAAGUGGGUGGAGGUAGAGGAGUGCGUGAGGUGGAUGGUGCCGUUCGCCGUGGCGCUGCGGGAGGUCGGCGGCUCUCCCAUGAAAACAUUCACAGGAAUCCCUGCAGAUGACAUGCACAACAUCCAGACCCAUGCCUCCUACAUUACAUGGCUGGACAAGGCCUACUCUUACCAGGAUGUGGAGUUGGAGCGUCACAGCAACUGUCCUGUCCCUUCAGGCGUCCUGACUCCGCCCCUGAGCAGUGAGAAAACUGAAGAGUUGGUCCGAGUGGACGCCGCAGUGCUGAAAAUCAAACCGAGGAUGCGUACUCCAUCCCCAGAGCGGCACCUUCCAAAGUAGCGAAGGGAACACUGAAACUGACAAGAUGACAACAAAUCCUAAUUAGAUUUUUUUAUAUUAUAACUGUAAGUGGAGGUAAAGCUACCCGGACGUGUUGACGACUCUGCAGUACCAGUUCACACGCAUAUGACGGAUUUUUAGUGGGGAAACGUUGAUGGAAAUAGUAUUUUCUCCUUUCAAAGUCAGGCUGAUUACUUGGAUCCAGGUGCUUUUUAAAUGUCUCUGUAGUGUGUGUGUGUGCGCGU
Messenger RNA from Morone saxatilis (striped sea-bass), 1811 nucleotides. RefSeq names its product cyclin E1 (gene ccne1). The coding region runs from base 268 to 1566 and encodes 432 amino acids. Gene Ontology annotation, cellular component: cyclin E1-CDK2 complex; centrosome; cytoplasm. NCBI's taxonomy places the organism in Eukaryota, Metazoa, Chordata, Actinopteri, Moronidae. The record is from RefSeq and is a predicted model, not a curated record. Gene Ontology annotation, molecular function: cyclin-dependent protein serine/threonine kinase regulator activity. Gene Ontology annotation, biological process: G1/S transition of mitotic cell cycle; regulation of cyclin-dependent protein serine/threonine kinase activity. The transcript is spliced from 12 exons.